AUGCUGUUUCUGCAAAUCCUAUUGCUAGCGGUUCUCCUUAGAGGUGGUAACAAUGAAGAUGCCUUCCAGGAGGAGAUCUUCAAAAUGAUCUACAGCUCAUCCUUCUACAACCAUUCCUGGGUGAAAAUUCGGCACUCUGCUUGGUUGGGUGACUUGCAGACUCAUGGCUGGGACACCAACUCUGGCAGUCUUAUUUUCCUGCGUCCUUGGUCCAAGGGCAACUUAAGCAAGAAAGAGAUAAAUGAUCUGAUAGAGUUCCACCGUUUGUUCUCCUUUGAAAUGCCGCAUCAACUUCACAGACAUGCCAGUCAAUGGCAGCUUAAAUAUCCCUUUGAGAUUCAGAUAACAGGAGGCUGUGAGCUGCACCCUGGGGAAGGCAAGGUAGUCUUCUUGCAAGUUGCUUAUCAAGGAUCAGAGCUCAUGCACUUCCAGAACAAUUCAUGGCUGCCAUCAGUACAGGAUGAAAUUACAGCUCAGCUUAUGUGUAGACGAGUCAAUCAGUACCAUGUCAUCAACAGAAUAGUACAGAGGAUGCUCAGUGACACCUGCCCACGUUUCCUCUCGAGUAUUCUUGAGGCAGGGAAGGCCGAUCUCCAGAGACAAGUAAAACCAGAGGCCUGGCUGUCCACUGGCUCUAAUCCUGGUCCUGGCCGUCAGAUGCUGGUUUGCCAUGUCUCUGGCUUCCAUCCAAAGCCAAUUUGGGUAAAGUGGAUGCAAGGUGAACAGGUACAACAGGGCACUCAACAAAGUGAUAUCUUGCCCAGUGCUGACGGGACAUGGUACCUUCAGGUUUUCCUGGAGGUGGAAGCCACGGAGACAUCUGGCCUAUAUUGCCAGGUGAGACAUAGCAGCCUAGGAGGCCAGGACAUCCUCCUCUACUUGGAGAAACAUGGCUCCAUGAGCUUGAUCAUCUUGGCAGUGAUGGUGCCCCUGGUGCUUCUGACAUGCCUUGCAUUUUGGCUUAGGAAGCGCUG
Messenger RNA from Myotis brandtii (Brandt's bat), 974 nucleotides. Its product is annotated as T-cell surface glycoprotein CD1a-like. NCBI's taxonomy places the organism in Eukaryota, Metazoa, Chordata, Mammalia, Chiroptera, Vespertilionidae. The record is from RefSeq and is a predicted model, not a curated record. Gene Ontology annotation, biological process: positive regulation of T cell mediated cytotoxicity; antigen processing and presentation, exogenous lipid antigen via MHC class Ib; immune response. The annotation marks the transcript as partial. Gene Ontology annotation, cellular component: external side of plasma membrane. Gene Ontology annotation, molecular function: exogenous lipid antigen binding; lipopeptide binding; endogenous lipid antigen binding. The transcript has 6 exons.